AUGCCUAUGGCAGAAAGCACAGCAGAGCUUCAAAGGAUAAGCUCGAUGUGAUGCCAAGUGUAUGACUUUGGAGAUUUGAAUUUCACUCAAGUUCCCAAUGAUGAACUGUACAACAACCUGAUACUAUAUCCACGGUCAGUGGGUUUAGCCAGCCAGGUACUGGCUGAUGCUGUAAGCAGAGCAGUAGCUGCUGGACACAGCUGUGUGACUAUAGGAGGUGAUCACAGCUUGGCACUUGGUUCUGUCAGUGGCCACGCACGGCAGUGCCCACACCUUGGUGUGAUCUGGGUGGAUGCGCAUGCUGAUAUCAACACCCCUCUUACGACUCAGUCUGGAAGCCUCCACGGACAACCUCUGUCAUUUCUCUUGAGAGAGCUUCAAGAUAAAGUACCACAGCUUCCUGGCUUUUCCUGGCUAAAGCCCUGCCUGUCAGCAUCUGAUAUUGUGUACAUUGGUUUAAGGAAAAAGAAUAGUAACUAUAUUUUGAAGAACUAUGACAUCCAGUAUUUUUCCAUGAGGGAUAUUGAUCGCCUUGGAAUUCAGAAAGUUAUGGAAAGAACAUUUGAACAACUGAUGGGCAGGAGACAAAGACCAAUUCAUCUGAGUUUUGACAUUGAUGCUUUUGAUCCCUCAUUGGCUCCAGCAACCGGGACUCCCGUUCUAGGUGGAUUAACUUACAGAGAAGGCAUGUACAUCACAGAGGAAAUACACAACACAG
Molecule: messenger RNA, 718 nt
Organism: Antrostomus carolinensis (chuck-will's-widow)
Lineage: Eukaryota; Metazoa; Chordata; Aves; Caprimulgiformes; Caprimulgidae
Product: arginase-2, mitochondrial
Exons: 7
Cellular component (GO): cytoplasm; mitochondrion
Molecular function (GO): arginase activity; manganese ion binding
Source: RefSeq, a predicted model, not a curated record